Molecule: messenger RNA, 1544 nt
Organism: Pelmatolapia mariae (spotted tilapia)
Lineage: Eukaryota; Metazoa; Chordata; Actinopteri; Cichliformes; Cichlidae
Product: endoribonuclease YbeY-like
Exons: 4
Coding region: 310-816 (168 amino acids)
Biological process (GO): rRNA processing
Molecular function (GO): metalloendopeptidase activity
Source: RefSeq, a predicted model, not a curated record
CCGCUAUGGCCAAUGAGGCGGUUGUUAGCAGAUAAGCGACCAUAUCUCUUAAAAGAAAGAAUAUGUUUAAUGAAUGUGAAUUAGAUUAUCAAAGCUGUAUAAACCAGAAAAGAACUACACUAUCUAUUUCCCGGGGACUGCAUUUUAAUUCGUGUCCCCUUGAAGACUACAGUUUGCUCGUGGCUAACGGCGAAGCUCACCAACCGAUAAUAACGUGCCGCCAGGUAGGAGAUAGGUUAGUGGGUAACCUUCACCUAUGUACCGAGAUCUUUCCGUAGCCGUGUUCUCUUGUCGUGUCGGCUGUUUAAAAUGGGAGUAGUUUUGAGGAACCUCCAGAAGGUGGUGCCUCUUCGGCGCGCCAGGCUGCGCAGGGACGUGGACACGCUGAGACACAUACUGGGCAUCCAGAAGUUCGACCUGGGCAUCAUCUGCGUGGACAACCAGAAGAUGCAGCAGAUCAAUCACAUCUACAGGAAGAAGAACACCCCCACGGAUGUCCUGUCUUUCCCAUUCUACGAGGACCUGAGGCCCGGGAAGUUGCCCUGCCCCCUUCACAGAGACGAGCUGAACCUUGGAGAUAUCUUCCUUGGGGUGGAGUUUGUGAUGAAGCAGUGUCAGGAGGAAUCCCUGGAUCUGCACGGAGCGCUGACUGUUGUCACUGCGCACGGGAUCUGCCACCUGUUGGGCUACAGGCAUGAGACAGAGGAAGAAUGGACUGAGAUGCAGCAGAGAGAAAACUACAUCCUGAGCGAGUACAGCAGACUCACAGGCCGACACCUAGACCCCCUGAUGAAGAGGUGCAGUCAGGACAGGUGACCCUGACUGCUGCCUGCAGGCCUGAGAUUAAAUAUUGCACUAUGUGAUGGUGGAAACUGCUUCUAUACUGUUGUGGUUCUUAUAUUUAUUUGAAGACACCCACUGCAGUCUGUAUUAUAAAACGACUUGUCACUAAACAGUCUGACGUCCUGAAAAAACACUUGAUGUGAGCUCUGCUGAAGAGUUUCAAACACCAAAAAACGUCUCAGUUCUUUCAUUGGAAUAUUUUAUUAAAAUCUGCUUUAGGAAGAGUCGGUUGUGUAUGAAGGGUAGAAAAAGCUGUUCAUUCUCACUUCACUAAUACAUGUUAUGCUCUUUACACUGCGUGUGGGACAGCAUGUUCAGGAGAGGCAUUUAAGAAACGUCAAUCAAUGCAGACAUUAAAACACCUGGAGAAUUAACACAGCGUGGUGCAACAGGAAGUCGGCUAAUCGGUGCACACUUCCUAAAAUCCCCAAAUAUAAAGACAGAAGUUGUGUCAAAUUUGGUCUGCAGUGAUUUAAUUUUUAGAAAUUAAUGCUAUGUUGUGCUAAUUUGAGGGAAUAAUCUGCUGUACAGAUUAAGUCUAUAAUAGCAUGUUUAUGAGUGAGCUUUUUUUUUUUCUCCUUUCACAGAAUAAAAGUUACACAGCCAGUGCCCAGUAAUAAACAGAAUAUUCCACAUACUUCAUGCCUGACAGGAACUGAUUAAUAAAGUGCCCCUUUUAUGCUUUCUUUUUUUUUUUAAAA